AUGACAGAAGGACCUGCGUAUGUUUGGCUGCUUUCGAGAGUUUAUCGGUCGUGUUAGUGAGGAUUACAGCUGACUUUUUGGGAAUUCAGGAGUCCGCGCCAGGUCCGAAUCACAGGUACCUUUUUUAAAUCUAUUUCUACACCUUCGCAAAACGUGCCUCCAUGACUGAUUUUGCACGUAUGUAGUUAUCGCUGCGGAUGGGCUUUAUAAGAGAGAUGUUUUUAGUAGGUCCCGGUGCUUCUCUGAGGGGUGGGGGUGGGGUAUUAAUUGUCUCCAGAGUUUCCGGACCCAUUCGCUGUUGUCACCGUCGAUGGAGAGCAGACCCAUACGACUUCGGUGAUACGCAAAACAUUAAAUCCCUAUUGGAACGAAGCGUUUGAUUUGUAUGGGCGCCCUCUCCGUGGUAGCUUGAACUUCCGGGCAAACUAAUCCUGCUCAUCAGACAAGUCUCGGAAGCGUCCAUCGUAGCGGUGCAGAUAUUUGACCAGAAGAAGUUCAAGAAGAAAGAUCAGGGAUUCCUUGGCGUUAUCAAUGUUCGAGUUGGCGAUGUGCUCGAUCUCUCUUUAGGCGGCGAUGGUUUGUCAUACUCAUGUGUCGCGGAGCAUACUAGUUCGGUGCUAACUCGGUUGCAUAGAAAUGCUUACGAGAGAUUUGAGGAAAUCGAAUGAGAACGUAAUAGUCCACGGUAAACUUAUCGUAAGCUUGACCACGAACGUCAAUACACCUAUUCAAACGCCUGGUCAAAUACAAUCCCAUCGACCAACACUGCCUGUGCCUGCCGGGAGUACCGGAGGACAAGCUUCUCCUGCAGGUGGCUCACUUUAUAAUUCUGACUUAGGGCAAUCACAAGUAUCGGUUGCUAGCCCCGCCGGUCCAAUGCCUUCCCGUGUUCCUCAGCAACAGAAUGGAGCGCCAUCGAACAACCCACAUCCCUCAACGAAUGGUACAGGACGUCACGCACAGAAUAUAAAUUCAUUUGAGGAUAACCAAGGAAGGUUACCCGCUGGUUGGGAGAGACGUCAAGACAAUCUAGGCAGGACAUAUUACGUGGACCACAACACCCGUACUACGACAUGGAACAGGCCUUCAACGACUUAUAAUGAAAGCGACCAGCGGGUUGCUAUGCAGCAGAACACCGAGGCCGAGAGACAGAGGCACCAAAACCGUAUGCUACCUGAAGAUAGGACUGGGGCCAACUCUCCGACCCCAGCGGCCCCUCCACAUCCAGAGAGCCAUGCCAACAGUGCAGCAGCCGUAUCGAUGAUGGCAACGGGUGCUACAACGGCUGGUACUGGUGAACUUCCUCCCGGCUGGGAACAGAGGCAUACUCCAGAGGGCAGGUCGUACUACGUGGAUCACAAUACUCGUACGACAACAUGGGUAGACCCAAGGAGGCAACAAUACAUUCGCAUGUACGGAAGUAAUGCAGGCACACCAAGCAUCCAAAACCUUCCCGUUUCACAGUUGGGCCCUCUACCUAGUGGAUGGGAAAUGAGAUUGACCAACACCGCAAGGGUGUAUUUUGUGGACCACAAUACUAAAACGACAACUUGGGAUGACCCGCGGCUCCCAUCAUCUCUCGAUCAGAAUGUUCCCCAGUAUAAGCGCGACUUUCGGAGAAAGCUUAUUUACUUCCGCUCACAGCCUGCGCUUCGUAUCCUCUCUGGCCAGUGUCAUGUUAAGGUUCGUAGGAACCACAUCUUUGAGGACUCAUAUGCGGAGAUCAUGCGACAGACACCCAAUGACCUCAAGAAGCGGCUCAUGGUCAAGUUUGAUGGUGAGGAUGGGCUGGAUUAUGGCGGGCUAUCAAGGUAUGGGAUCCUUCUUGUUGGUAUCUUUUCCACGUCUAACAAAUGUGUAGGGAGUUCUUCUUCUUGCUCUCGCACGAGAUGUUCAACCCUUUCUAUUGCUUGUUUGAGUAUUCUGCCCAUGACAAUUACACCCUCCAAAUAAACCCUCACUCUGGAAUUAACCCGGAACACCUUAAUUACUUCAAGUUUAUUGGGCGGGUGGUCGGUUUGGCAAUUUUCCAUAGACGCUUCCUCGAUGCAUUCUUUAUCGGCGCAUUCUAUAAGAUGAUACUGAAAAAGAAGGUCGUCUUGGCCGAUAUGGAGGGUGUUGACGCCGAUUUCCACAGGAAUUUGACCUGGAUGUUGUAUGUGCCCCAGUUUUUACCCCCCGUGUCAGAAAUGGUCUAAUUUCGCUCCAAAUCAUAGGGAGAACGACAUCACCGACAUCUUGGAUCUUACUUUUUCAACAGAAGACAGCAGAUUUGGUGAGACUGUGACUAUCGACCUGAAGCCUAAUGGCCAAAAUAUCGAGGUCACAAACGAUAACAAGCGGGAAUAUGUUGAGUAUGUUGAUUCUAAAAUCUUUUGCUUUAAGCCCUUGCUGACCGACACUCCCCUAUUUACAGCCUUGUCACUGGUUGGCGUAUUGAGAAGCGAGUGCAGGAGCAAUUCAAAGCCUUCGUCGAUGGUUUCCAUGACCUUAUACCGGCUGAUUUGAUAAACGUUUUCGACGAGCGGGAGUUGGAGUUGCUGAUUGGAGGUAUUGCCGAUAUUGAUGUUGAAGACUGGAAGAAACACACGGACUACAGAGGAUACACAGAGAGCGAUGACGUUAUUGCGAAUUUCUGGAAGGCAAGUUUUCAUGGUUCGAUAUAUAUAUCCAUGAGGGGCGUCUACUAACUCGAUAUCAUUUUUACAGUGUGUCCGAAGUUGGGAUGCUGAACAGAAGUCGAGAUUACUCCAGUUCACCACUGGUACCUCACGUAUCCCAGUCAACGGUUUCAAGGAUCUGCAGGGUAGUGAUGGGCCCCGCCGUUUUACGAUUGAGAAAGCGGGGGACAUUGGUCAGCUACCAAAAUCCCACACGUGGUAAGUUUGGGGAAUCAUUGGACUCUGUGCUAGUAAAUAUCUACUAUUAGGAUUUUUUAACUAAUGUUCUAAAUUUCCUCGAACAGUUUCAAUCGAUUAGACCUCCCUCCAUAUAAGAGCUUUGAUGUUCUGAACCAAAAGUUAUCAUUGGCGGUGGAAGAGACAAUGGGAUUUGGGCAAGAAUAG
Molecule: messenger RNA, 3065 nt
Organism: Tuber aestivum (summer truffle)
Lineage: Eukaryota; Fungi; Ascomycota; Pezizomycetes; Pezizales; Tuberaceae
Source: the annotation of a GenBank genome assembly